Trichogramma pretiosum is the source of this 2008-nucleotide messenger RNA. RefSeq lists its product as uncharacterized. Gene Ontology annotation, molecular function: 8-oxo-dGDP phosphatase activity. The coding region runs from base 983 to 1963 and encodes 326 amino acids. The transcript has 6 exons. NCBI's taxonomy places the organism in Eukaryota, Metazoa, Arthropoda, Insecta, Hymenoptera, Trichogrammatidae. The record is from RefSeq and is a predicted model, not a curated record.
UAUACUACCACCUCGAUUCUUCUUCAAUUGUUCGAAGCGAUACUUUUUUGUCGAUCUGCAGCAGCAGCAGAGCCAGAGAGAAAGAGAGCAGCAGCUCGUAUCGUCUCGUGUCCGUGCGUGCGAUGUGCAAUUGAGGCCAGGUACCCAGAGUGUACUACACUGCACACAGCUCUCGCCGAGGCACGCGAGAGGGUAAUGUUCAUUUACUGCGUCAUUGGGAUUUCGCGCGAGAGCUGACACGACGACGACGACGAUUGUGACAAAAACAACAACGGGGCGGGCUCUGCUGCAAGGAGAGCUGCUGCCGAGUUUCGCGGUGUGACUCAUUUUUUUGAUAUAACAGUGCAUCCAUAAAUUCGCAGUAGCAGCUUUCGUGUCAUCGCGUGUAUUCAUAUAUGCGUGCCGUGUCGUUCGCGUGCUUUAAAAGGAGGCCCGAGCUUUUUAUGGAGUGCCCCUUCGUCGUGCAGUCGUAUACGGCGCGUUAAAAGCCGCUGUGACAUAUAUACAUACAGCAAUAUCAAAACGCGGAGCGCGGCGACGGCGGCGGCGACGACAGCUCUAAUACGGUGCGUGUUUUCGUGUGUCCGUCUGUGGUGGUGGUGUGUUGUGUUGUAUUAUGUAUAUAAACAUUACAUCAGCUGCGCUUGGGUCUCGUUUUUAAACGUAACACAAUAUAUAUAAUAUAAUAUAUACGCAUACACGUCAGCUCAAACGGUUCAUCGCAUACAGUACAGUGUCAUUGGUGAGUGUGAGUGUGUAUACAGCAACAAACGUGAAGAGCCGCGCUAUCGCGCAUCGUCUGCGAAUUUUUUUUUCUGCAUGUUUAUAUACCGAGCGGAGCAGGCAUAUACUCGGUGUAUACGAGACACAUACAGAUAUAUAGCCCUGAAGCAGGCGAGACAGAGAAAGAGAGAGGAAAGAGCGAGACGGAGCGAGGAGAGGCAACGCGGGUAGGAGGAAAGAGACCUACUGGCUCAUCAUCAUGGCGAAUCAAGACACCGAACCGAUGUCACGUUUGCUCAAGCUCGCCAAAAAGUUCAACUGCUUCUACCUCUCCGGUCUACAUGCUGGGGACUGCAGAGCAUUUGUUGUCGAUGGACAACAAAUUGGACUUGUCAGACCUGAUGUGAUGAAAGAACUUUUGAAUCAUCCACAAGUAUUUCAAGUUCAUCCAGAAUAUGUCCAACUCAACCCGGCCUUUAGAGACUACAAUGAAAGAAGUGCAAAAGUUGAAGAAGUUCUUCGAGAAUGGAGAGGGGGUGACAAAUUUGUUGCAUUGCAUGGCUGGAGGGAAGAAUAUUAUGAUGUACGAGCUCAAUUCAAUACUCCACCAUUGUUCAAAAUGGACCGUUCAGCAACAUCUCUUUUUGGAAUUCGAAAAUAUGGUGUGGAUAUAAAUGGAUACGUAAUAGAUCCUGUAAAAGGAUUAUCAAUAUGGUUACAAAAACGAAGUCCAAAAAAACAAACAUGGCCAAGCUUCUGGGACAAUUGUGUCAGUGGAGGACUAAGUGUAGGCUUUGGCAUUCAUGAAACUGCAAUCAAAGAAGCUGCUGAAGAAGCUGGAAUACCAAAUCACUUACUAACCAAAUUAAAAAGUGGAGGAUGCAUAUCAAUAUUCUUUGAAAGUAACCGAGGGCUAUUUCCAAACACAGAAUUUGUAUUCGACUUAGAACUUCCAUUAGACUUUGUACCCACUAAUAACGAUGGUGAAGUUGAGACUUUUGAACUACUGCCUGUUAGUGAAUGUCUUGAAAGGAUUCUUUCAUCUAAUUUUAAGACUACAUCUGUUCCAGUUUCAUUAGACUUUUUUAUUCGACAUGGUGUCAUAACACCAGAAAAUGAGCCAAAUUUUAUUCAAAUUAUGGAAUUGUUACAUGUACCAUUGCAAACAAUGUAUAAUCAACCUCAUAGGAAGCACAAAAUUUCUACCAAUGGUGAAACAAACAGUUUAGGACGAAUUUAAAUGAUUCAAAUGUAGGUAUUUUCAAUUUUAAAACAUCACAAUUUU